Notechis scutatus (mainland tiger snake) is the source of this 6828-nucleotide messenger RNA. It is a transcript of the gene PRP4K, whose product is annotated as pre-mRNA processing factor kinase PRP4K. Gene Ontology annotation, biological process: peptidyl-serine phosphorylation; mRNA cis splicing, via spliceosome; peptidyl-threonine phosphorylation. NCBI's taxonomy places the organism in Eukaryota, Metazoa, Chordata, Lepidosauria, Squamata, Elapidae. Gene Ontology annotation, molecular function: protein serine/threonine kinase activity; ATP binding. The record is from RefSeq and is a predicted model, not a curated record.
GUCCCUAGUGCGCAUGCGCCAAUCUCCAACCUCACCGACCAUCAGCAGCAGCGGUGGCGAAGAAGCAGUUUGGGAGUUCAAAAUGGCUGCCCCGACAUUGGUGGAGUUGGCAAUGCGGGGACACGGAAUUGAAGAAGCUGAUAUAUCUGAGCGAAGUGCAAAUGAAGAAAAUGGAGAUAUUUCAGAAGGUGACCAACCACAAAUUAAACAUAGUCGACAUAAAAAAAAGAAACACAAACAUCGAGGCAAACAUAAGAAACACAAACAUUCUUCAGAAGAAGAUAAGGACAAAAAGCAUAAACAUAGGCACAAACAUAAGAAACAUAAACGAAAGGAGGUUGCUGAUAUUUCUGAUAAAGAAGAUGGGCCAGCAAAAAGAACUAAGAUUGACUUCUUAGCUCCUCUAGAAGAUUUAGAGAAACAAAGAGCAUUAUUAAAAGCUGAACUUGAAAAUGAGUUAAUGGAAGGAAAGGUUCAAUCUGGGAUGGGAUUAAUAUUACAAGGAUAUGAGUCAGGUUCAGAAGAAGAAGGAGAAAUCAAUGAUAAAGCGAGAAAUGGAACUAGAUCUGCAAAUAAAUCAAAUGUUAAGGGAAAGCUUGAGAUUGUAGACAAUAAAAGCUCAAAGAAACGCAGUAAGAGCAGAUCAAAAGAAAGGACUCGACACAGGUCUGAUAAAAAGAAAAACAAGUCAGGAGUUGAUGGUAUAAAAGAGAAAGCUACUAGAAGUAAAUCAAAAGAAAGAAAGAAAUCUAAAAGCCCAUCUAAAAGAACAAAGUCUCAAGAUCAAAUAGGAAAGUCAAAAUCUCCAACUCUUAAAAGGCGCUCUCAAGAAAAAAAUAAGAAGUCACGGUCUCCUCCAGAAGAUAAAACUAAAGCAGAAGAGAAGAUCAAAUCAAGAGAUCGUAAAAAAUCUCCGGUUAUUAAUGAAAAUAAAAUUAGAGAUCGUAGCAAAAAAUCCAGAUCUCCAAUAGAACAAAGAAGCAAAUCCAAAGAUAGACAAUCAAGGUCAAAAGAUAGAAAAUCCAGGAGAUCUGAGACUGAAAAAGAAAAGAAGCUCAUCAAAUCACCUUCAAAAGAUAUGUCAUCAGGUAAAGAAAACAGGUCUCCUAGUAAAAGACCUGGUCGUAGUCCUAAAGGAAGAAGUUUAUCCCCAAAACCACGAGAUAAACUAAGACGUAGCAGAUCACCCCUGCUUAAUGAUCGCAGAUCUAAACAGAGUAAAUCACCAUCUCGAAAUCGGUCUCCCAUUAGGAAAGCAAAGAGCAGAUCAGCAGAUAGAAAAAGAAGAGAAUCAGAACGGAGGCGUUUUUCUUCUCCCAGAACACGAACUAGAGAUGACAUCCUCUCAAGAAGGGAGCGAUCAAAAGAUGCCAGUCCACCUAGAUGGUCUCCUGCAAGAAGAAGAUCCAGGUCUCCACUUCGACGAAGAUCUCGCUCUCCACUUCGACGUAGCCGAUCUCCAAGAAGGAGAAGUAGAUCUCCUCGGAGGAGAGACAGGGGUAGACGUAGUAGAUCUCGUUUGAGAAGGCGAUCCAGAUCACGAGGUGGCCGUAGACGACGGAGCAGGAGCAAAAUAGAAGAUAAAUAUAAGGGAAGCCUUUCAGAAGGAAUGAAGGUUGAGCAAGAAUCGUCAUCUGAUGAAAACCUUGAAGACUUCGAUGUUGAAGAAGAAGAUGAGGAAGCUCUAAUAGAGCAAAGAAGAUUACAGAGGCAAGCAAUUGUGCAGAAAUAUAAGUAUUUAACAGAGGAUAGUAAUAUGUCAGUGCCGUCUGAGCCAAGCAGCCCUCAAAGCAGUACUCGCAGUCGUUCCAACUCACCAGAAGGCAUUCUUGAACGGGUAGCAGCUGAUGUUAAAGAGUAUGAACGAGAAAACGUGGACACCUUUGAAGCCUCAGUGAAGGCAAAACAUAACCUCAUGGCAGUUGAACAAAAUAAUGGUUCAUCUCAGAAGAAAAUCACAGCUCCUGACAUGUUUACAGAAUCAGAUGAUAUGUUUGCUGCAUAUUUUGAUAGUGCCCGUCUUAGAGCGGCUGGCUUUGGAAAAGACUUCAAAGAAAAUCCAAAUCUCAGGGAUAACUGGACAGAUGCUGAAGGAUAUUACCGUGUUAACAUAGGUGAAGUGCUAGAUAAACGUUACAAUGUAUAUGGUUACACUGGCCAAGGAGUUUUCAGUAAUGUGGUUAGAGCCAGAGAUAUGGCGAGAGCAAACCAAGAAGUGGCUGUCAAGAUCAUUAGAAACAAUGAACUUAUGCAAAAAACUGGUUUAAAAGAACUGGAAUUCUUGAAGAAGCUCAAUGAUGCAGACCCUGAUGACAAAUUUCAUUGUCUACGUUUAUUCCGACAUUUUUACCAUAAGCAGCACCUUUGUCUAGUAUUUGAACCUCUGAGUAUGAAUUUACGAGAAGUUCUAAAGAAAUAUGGAAAAGAUGUUGGUCUCCAUAUAAAGGCUGUGCGAUCCUAUAGUCAGCAGUUAUUCCUGGCCUUGAAACUUCUGAAAAGAUGCAACAUUUUACAUGCUGAUAUCAAACCAGAUAACAUUUUGGUGAAUGAAUCAAAAACCAUUUUAAAACUUUGUGACUUUGGAUCAGCUUCACAUGUUGCUGACAAUGAUAUCACACCAUAUCUUGUUAGUCGAUUUUACCGUGCUCCUGAAAUUAUUAUAGGCAAAAUCUAUGACUACGGUAUAGAUAUGUGGUCUGUAGGCUGUACAUUGUAUGAACUUUACACUGGGAAAAUAUUAUUUGCUGGGAAAACCAAUAAUCAUAUGUUGAAACUUGCUAUGGACCUCAAAGGAAAGAUGCCAAACAAGAUGAUCCGGAAAGGAGUGUUCAAAGAUCAGCACUUCGAUCAAAACCUCAACUUUAUGUACAUAGAGGUAGAUAAAGUAACAGAAAGGGAAAAAGUGACUGUGAUGAGCACCAUUAAUCCAACAAAGGACCUGCUUGCAGAUUUAAUUGGGUGCCAACGCCUCCCUGAAGAUCAGCGCAAAAAGGUUCACCAGUUGAAGGACUUGUUGGACCAGAUCCUCAUGUUAGAUCCAGCUAAACGGAUUAGUAUCAACCAGGCCCUACAGCAUGCCUUCAUCCAGGAGAAAAUUUAAAUCCAGUGAAGAUAUCCAAAGGGUUUGAAUAGUUAAUAUACAAAGACUGAUGAAGUUUCACUGCAAUUUAUAAGUGUACAUAUAACAUAUAAAUAAUUCCCCUGCAAAAUUGAGGAAGAAUGAUAUAUUUCAAUUAACACAAAGGUGGAUUAUUUCUUUUAGAAAUGUUAGAGUAAAUCUGUUUGUCUCUCAUGUGAAGAUUUUUUCACUGUAGAAUUAUUUUUAAUUGCCAAGACUGCACAGGAGUACAGUGCUAAAGUAUAUGGUUGCAGUUCCUCUCAAAUAAUACACACACACAUGCGCACAUGGACGAUGUAUAUAUAUAAAAAAAAAUCUGUGAUGGAAUCUCAGUAAGACUGGGUGGUUGAUUUUGGUUUUUAGCAAAUUUGGCUUCAUUUUUGUCUCUGAAAAAUGGCCAGCAUAAAUGCUGUUUAUAUUACAUUUUCCUAGGUGUGUGCGUGCAGGCCACAGCAGCAUAUGCCCUUGGUGUAGUCAGUGCCGAAAGGGGUCUGUUCCUUCUUGAGCCUGCCCACAGGGAUGGUCUCCUCUUUUAAAGCAGGUUGCGUACAACUUUCAGUACACUGAAGGUAAGCUAAACCAUCAACAUCACGGGUGUUUAAGAUGUUAAUUGUACUGGAUCAACUGACAAACGAGAAUCGGUCACUCUGUAGCAGAAUUCCCUGCAUGUUUUAUAAAGGAGAUAUACCUAUAAUAUAUAAAUAUAUAUAUAAAUAUAUAUUAUUUUCUGGCAUUACAACUGUGGCAUAAUUCCAGCUUGUGUUUGAUCAUCACAUUCAAAGAAAAAAGUGGAGGAGUGUGCACUUGAUGGAGAGAGCGCCUUCAGUGUACUGUUUAUAUUACUUUUUUAAAAAUAUCAACUUGCUACAUAGACUUUAUACCUUUUGUUAAAUACAGUUCACGAUGGCAUAAAACCAGUACUUAAAGUCAUUUUCAUUUACUAACAACAAAUGCUAAGCUCUGGUUCCAAAAGUCCUUAUCUCCUCUUGGCCAGAUAGAAAGCACCAACAAUUCUUUUAGCUAUUUGUAUGUCAUUUGAAAAUGUACUGCUUUAUGCUAUAGGUGUUUUCAUUUGUUCAUUGUUUUCAUUAUUUGUGAUCAUGUUGUCUUUCAAUACAGGCAUAAACCUUCCACUCUUGAACAAAGCAGCUGCUUUUUAAAAGCGGUAAUUGCUUCUUUACCUUUUAUUUCUUUUGUAAAUGAAACUUUAAGAAAUGUGACUUUAAAGUGUUGUCUCUUGCAUAAAAUAGUUGACAUUCACUUAUUGUAAAGUGAAGAUUGUUCUGCUGCAUGUAAAGUGGACCAUGCAGAUUUCUGUAUGUUUUCGGUAUGCAUCAUUAGAUAAUAAAGUCUUUUGUGAACAAGGCAUUGGUAGCCCUUUUUAAAAGAUUUUUGUCUCCGGCGUUGCCGACUCAGGUAAACCAUAAGAAGAACUUUCCUUUUUAAUAGUCCUUUAAUUAAAACAAUUAUUAAAAGAUGUGAUCCCCUGAAAGAACUUUUAGACUAUUAAUUAUUGACAAUUCAGUGUAAAUGUUGUCCCAAGACCCCUGCAGAUAUUGUCUGCUUUCAUUGUUAAGAAAUUUAUUCCUGUACGUUAUUGAAUUAGAUGCAGGUUUUUAACUAAUGUUUGUGCUGUUUUUCUUACUUUUCCUUUUUGAUGGUGCUGAGAGAGACAAAGGAAAGCAAGUCACAGGCCACUCAACGCCUACUCCAGGGGGUCUGGUUUGCUGAGACACCAUCUUCACCUUCCUAACAAGGUUAUUUCUGACAGCAUGUGUAGAUAAAAAUUUAGCAACGACUUUUAAAAAUAGUUUGUUCAUCAUGAAGAUACCCAACUGAAUCAAUUGUUUGCCAACCCAAUAUUUUUUUAUUAAAAGCAGUUCAUACAACAGAUGAUUCGUGUAUGUUGCCUAGCUAAGAUGCUGUAUAAUAUUCUGAAGUUUAUAAGUAGGGUUUUUAAAAUCCAUAAAGGCAUGUACUUAAAACGAAGUCAUAUUUAGUGCAGCCAAACCUAUUGUUUGCUAAUGGGAUGCUUGCUAGAAGCUGUUCCCUACUCUAAUGGAAUAACAAACUACGACAGUAGUUGAUAAUAUUGUCUAUUUUGAACCUCUACGCCAGGCGUGUCAAACUCAUGGCUCGGGGCCCGGAUGCAUCAUGUGCUGGGCCUGCCCCCGCCCGGUUUAGCGAAGGGGGAAAAAUCCUGAUAUGACAUGUGACGACACCGUGAUGGCGUGAGUUUGACACCCCUGCUCUACGCUCUAAUGUUAACUUAAAAAGUAGUAAAUGUGAUUGUCAACUUAUUUAAAAUGUUUCUUGUUUGUGCAGGAAACAGCAACUUCACUGAAAUGAAGAUAAAUAUUACUUGAUAGUCUUUUGCACACACACUAAAAGGGCAUGCUGUUUUGACAAUGCUAUCAGCCUCCCUUGCGCAUCUAGUGGCAAUAUGACACAUGUCAUAAAAUGUGAUGGUCUUCACCAUUCGUUCGUGUCCCUGCUUCCAAAUAAUAAAAGACAAUUGUCAUGACAAUUCCAGUAGCAGCUACAACCUUCUCCCCCUCCCCCACUUAUGGCUACAAAAAUUUAUAAACUUUCCCAAGAAAAAACAAAGUUGCUUGUUUACUUAUUCUUUGUGUUAUAGGUGCCGUUCAAAUGAAGAGGAUGGCAACCAGAAGACAUGAACAAAGGUUUCUGUUCUCUAAAAGAUAUGCAAAACAUUCUUAUGUCUUUUUUUUUUUAAAGAAAAUUUUUCUUUUGUUCACAGCUCACAAAUAUAGACUUCAUUUACACUUUCUCAUGCCGGCAGUUCUUAGCAUAGUACUCUUGUGGUGAUGUUUUUUGUUUUCUUUAUAAAAAUACGUUCGUCUCAUUUCUGGAUAAGAUUUUUAUUGUAGUAAAACUGAAAUAGGCAACUGAUUAUAUUUUAAAUCCAUUAUAGAGGCUCUCUCCAUGCACAAAUUCAAAAUAUAAUCAAAUGCUGUUAUGGAAUUGCCGACAUAACUGCUUAAGACUUUAUAAUGGUAUAGUCAUAGAGGUAAUAUAUUAAAGUGUAUUUGGGUUGUCAACUAUUAAUACUCUGUGACACUCGGUUAAAGUGACAUAAAUUAUUCAGUCCUUUUGCAUUGUUUUAAGCAGCACAGUAUAGGAGUCUGGAUGUCUAUAUAAAAGAACCAUCUGGAUUCUGGUUUUGUUAAACACUAUGCAAUUAAUCCAUACUGCACUGGUAGUUUAGUUUUUGCCUUAUCCAGCAAUCCUAUUAGAUGUAGUGAACAAGGUGGUUUCACGUGGAGGCCAAUCUAAGUUUACCAAAAGAUUCUCGAAGGGAAGUUGUGAAGAAGCAUAAGUGAUGUUUAAAAUUCCUAACUUCUGGAAUAGUAUGUCACAGUUGGAAAUACAUUUUAAGUACUGUAUUCUUUAUUCUGUUCAUUGGUGUUUUGUGCUACUGCAUAGAUUGUAAAAACACAAAAAAUGUUUAGGAACACUUUUGGUAAAUGAUAUCGAAUACUCUGCUAAUAAUAUGUUUCCCUUCCUAUAUAGGGUAAGUGGAAAAUUUGUGACAGAAAUUUACAUGGCUUGAUGUGAGCUCAAGAAGCUGAACCAGUCUGAAAAUUCAGGAUAAUGUCUUUGCCACUGAAAUUGACAAGCUGUAACAGAGUUUUGAAUCCGCACGAAACAGAAAUUUUCUUUAAUAAAGCUUCAUUUUCUAUUUUUAA